This is a messenger RNA of Salvia hispanica, 841 nucleotides long. Its product is annotated as cytokinin riboside 5'-monophosphate phosphoribohydrolase LOG8-like. The record is from RefSeq and is a predicted model, not a curated record. Lineage: Eukaryota; Viridiplantae; Streptophyta; Magnoliopsida; Lamiales; Lamiaceae. Gene Ontology annotation, biological process: cytokinin biosynthetic process. Gene Ontology annotation, cellular component: nucleus; cytosol. Gene Ontology annotation, molecular function: hydrolase activity, hydrolyzing N-glycosyl compounds.
AUAGCAGUAUUUGAGGGUAGGAUGGGCUAUAUAUUAAGUUGAGAGAUAGGGACAGGAGAGAAUAUAGAAAAAGGAAAUGGUGAAAUUCAAGAGGGUAUGUGUUUUCUGUGGAAGUAAUGUUGGAUAUAGAAAGAUAUUCAGUGAUGCAGCUCUUGAUCUUGGAAAAGAACUGGUGAAGAAAAAGAUGGAUCUGGUAUACGGAGGAGGGAGCGUGGGGCUCAUGGGUUUGGUGUCUCAAACGGUCUACGAUGGCGGACGCAGCGUUCUAGGAGUUAUCCCAACAGCUCUUGUCCCUGUGGAGAUAUCUGGUCACGCAGUGGGAGAGGUGAUGGUGGUGACUGAUAUGCACCAACGCAAGGCGGAGAUGGCUAGUCGAGCCGACGCCUUUAUAGCGCUUCCCGGGGGCUACGGAACUAUGGAGGAGUUGCUGGAGAUGAUAACCUGGUCACAACUUGGGAUUCACAACAAACCAGUCGGGCUCUUGAACGUCGAUGGAUACUAUGACUGCUUGCUUGGGAUAUUCGACAAAGGUGUCCAAGAAGGGUUCAUCAAACACUCAGAUAGAAAUAUAGUCAUUGCUGCUAAGACUGCUGGAGAGCUUAUACAAAAGAUGGAGGGCCAUGAUCCAGUGCAAGCCCAAGUAGCACCGAGUAGAAGUUGGAACGAAGAAGACCCUGAGACAGCAAACUUAUAACCGUUGUGGACAUUUCAAAGUUUUUGGUCUCACUAAAGCUUUUCUAUUUAUGGUACAGAGUUGUGUGUGAAAGGGAGAGGCAAAACAGGGAAAACAUGUGAAUGAAUUUUUGCCCUAAAUUGUAAUGUUCCUCUUUGUUGUUGAUCA